This is a messenger RNA of Drosophila eugracilis, 3785 nucleotides long. It is a transcript of the gene Ocrl, whose product is annotated as type II inositol 1,4,5-trisphosphate 5-phosphatase. The transcript has 9 exons. Gene Ontology annotation, cellular component: membrane. Bases 720 to 3269 code for a protein of 849 amino acids. The record is from RefSeq and is a predicted model, not a curated record. Lineage: Eukaryota; Metazoa; Arthropoda; Insecta; Diptera; Drosophilidae. Gene Ontology annotation, molecular function: inositol phosphate phosphatase activity; phosphatidylinositol-4,5-bisphosphate 5-phosphatase activity. Gene Ontology annotation, biological process: phosphatidylinositol dephosphorylation; signal transduction.
UUUUCUAAGCGUUUGGAAUCUGGUCACAUUUCGAAAAACAACAGCGGCCCGCAAGCAGUUUGCCCGGAGAAUAAAUCCAAAUAAAUAAUGAGCCAGACCGUGAAAUUAACUCGCACGCCAGUUUGUCUGUGAGAUCCGUGUGUUCCGUCCACCCCGCCGUCACCGCAGCACCACAGCAGCAAAAUACCUUUGACAAUCAUUGUCAUCGCAUUACCGAUGAAUAAUUGCCCUUGCGAGUGUGUGUAUGAGUGCGCGUGUAUGUGUGUGCAAUACACCCACCUACAGGGAGCUCAGCAACAACAAUAAAUCAAGCGAAAAAACAAACAAGCUGCGAUUACCCACGAUUCCGGCCACGAUUACGCAGCCCAAGAGCGGGGUUACCCGCCCAGUCGCUCCAGUGGCUUGCCCUUGCCACCAGAAACAAGAAACUUGCAAAGACCCCAAGGAGAAGCGCAAGAAAACACCCAAUUCCAAUUGCAAUUCCAAUCCGACCCCAUACGUAUACCACUCGCUGGGCGUUCGCGCCAACUAUAAAUAGAAAACAGCGCAGCAAACAACUGUCCAUAUCCAUAUCUACAUACUUAUGUACAUUUAUCGACGCAGAAGACGAAACCAUCAAGUAUUAUUCUUCAUUCCGAGACGAGAUUAGGGGCUAGAAUUAUCUAGCGAGCAGGGGAAGAGACGAUUCAGUGGAGCAUCAGGAGACAAGCACCGGGAAAAUGAACACGGUGGGUGAUAAUGAUGUGUCCAAUGGAACCGCUCCCGUGGCCACAAAGACAACCAAGGAUAUUGUCAAGGAGCGAUUCAAGGAGGACGAAACCAUAGAAUACAUAUUCGAGGCUUAUCAAAUCAAAGGUCCAGAGUACACAAAUCGCCUUCUGGCACUAGUUUCCUCGCAAUCGGGCGGAACAUUCGCCAUCAUCGCCUUCUCCUACCUGCGGACUCCGCUGACCUCCGCGAACGAGCUGAUCAUCAACAAGGUGUUUGCCAUCGACCAUAAUUUCCAGUUGCGGCAGGAUAGCAAGAGUUCAAUCACCACACAGCAGUUCGACUUGUCCACAGCUGAAGAUGGCCCUAUCAAGUACUACUACUACGCUACGGAGGGCGACCACUAUGAAGAGUUUGUGGCCAAGGUGAUUUCGUUUAAGAGCACCAUGGCUCAGUACGAUCCAGAAACGGUGCUCAACUUCAGGUGGCUAAACGACUAUCGGCAAAUCGGGGAAGUGAAGCAGGAGCUGAAAAAGCGGGAGAGCGAGUACAUAAUCUACAAGGACAUUAUCAUCUACUGCGCCACUUGGAAUGUAAACAAUAAGACCUGCAGCGACAGCAGUAAUCCGUUACGAUCCUGGCUUGCAUGCAGUGAACAACCGCCGGAUAUCUAUGCUAUUGGGUUGCAGGAGCUGGAUACUCCCACAAAGGCUAUGUUGAACUCGACCCAGGUGCAGGCCAUCGAGAAGCAUUGGAACGAUAAAAUGAUGGACAGCGUCCACCCGGACGUGGAGUACGAGAUCCUGAUGUCCCACCGACUGGUAGCCACCAUGCUGACGGUUAUCGUUCGCAAGGAGUUGCGCCAGCACAUCAUCCGCUGCCGUCCCAAGUCGGUGGCCCGCGGAAUUUUCAAUACGCUGGGCAACAAGGGUGGCGUAGCCAUAAGCCUGCAACUUAACGAGGGUAAUCUCUGCUUCGUCAAUUCUCAUCUGGCCGCUCAUAUGGGUUACGUGGAGGAGCGGAAUCAGGACUACAACGCCAUCGUGGAGGGCAUACGCUUCGAUGACGGACGAACCAUCAGCGAUCAUGAUCACAUUUUCUGGCUGGGAGAUUUGAAUUAUCGCAUUCAGGAGCCGCCCGGCCAACAGAGACCCGGACCGAUUAGCGAUGCCCAGACCUACGAGCUGCUCCUGCAGUACGAUCAGUUACGACAGGAGAUGCGACGCGGCAAAUGCUUCGAGGGCUACACCGAGGGUGAAAUCAAGUUCCGGCCGACUUACAAGUACGAUCCGGGUACGGACAACUACGACAGCAGCGAGAAGCAACGGGCGCCGGCCUACUGUGACCGAGUGCUCUGGAAGGGAACGCGCAUCGAGCAGCUGGCCUACAACAGCAUUAUGGAGAUACGCCAGAGCGAUCACAAGCCAGUGUACGCCGUGUUUCGGGUAAAGAUCAAGACACGCGACGAAGUGAAAUACAAGCGGGUCCAAGAAGAGGUGCUGAAGGCGGUAGACAAGCGGGAGAACGAUAACCAGCCACAGAUUAAUGUGGAGAAGACAGUCAUUGAUUUCGGCACGGUACGGUUCAACGAGCCGAGCACUCGUGACUUCAAUGUCUACAACAACUGUCCGCUACCCGUAGACUUUAGUUUCAAAGAGAAGGACAUUCACGCCAUCUGCGAGCCUUGGCUGCAUGUCGAUCCUCGACAAGACUCGUUGCUAAUCGACUCUGCACGCAGCAUACGGCUUAGGAUGCACGCCAAUGUGCGCACCAUUGCCGGUUUGCUACGAAAGAUACGCGUUAGCGACAACUUUGAUAUCCUCAUCCUGCAUGUGGAAAACGGUAGGGACAUUUUCAUCACUGUAACAGGCGACUACCAGCCCAGUUGUUUUGGUCUCUCCAUGGAGACGAUGUGUCGUACUGACCGGCCCUUGAGCGAGUACUCCCAGGACCAGAUCAAGCAACUAAUGAACGACGAAUCACCAGAAUAUCGCGUGACCAUGCCACGGGAAUUCUUCCUGCUUAUCGACUACCUUUAUAGACAGGGUUCCAAGCAAGUGGGCGCUUUCCCGUCCUACGACUCGCGUCUUUCCCUCGGUGCACAGUUCAACUCGGUACGUGACUGGUUGGACACCUGGUCGGAUGAACCGUUCCCUGCUAAUGCGGAGACUGCUGCACAGGCGCUACUGCUGUUGCUGGAUUUGCCGGAGCAGGCGCUGCUCGAGCCGGUGGUCGAAAAUCUGCUGGAGUGCAACAACAAGUCGCAGGCCAUGGACUACAUCUCGCUAUUGAGUCCCCCGAAACGUAAUGUUUUCAUGCACCUGUGUAUGUUCCUGCGCGCGGGCAUCGAGAGUCAGUACUACGAUCUACAUAAAGUCGCAUCCACCUUCGGUCGCAUACUUUUGCGAAGCACUGAGCGCGCCGCCUGGAUGGACUACCACAGCCGCUGCAUUCAGUUCAUGCGGCUUUUCAUUGACUCCGACGUAGAGACAAUAGGCAACGGCAAUGAAAGCGCAGGAACUGGCUCCGGAUCCGGGGCCAGGACCGGACUGCAGACAUAAUCAACGGCUCGCAGCCCCGGAACCAAGUGAUGGUUGUUGUACUCUGUUGAUAUUUAACUGUACGCAUAGUGUUAGGCUAUUUAUUUUACUUGUUGGUUCUUUGUUGGCACUUAGCAUUUAUAUUUUCUCUGUUUUACCUGUUAAUUGUUUGUGCCCGCCUUCUGUUCAUUCCAACUCGGCUGCCCGCCUUACAUCCCGGAAACACCUGGUUCUUGUUAUAUUGCAUUCAUCACAAAACACGGAGAUAAAACUAUAUAACAUCUAUAUGUCUUAGGAUUCUGCAUAUGGACGAUGGUGCAGAGGCUCGUAGAGCAGGAGCCCAACGUUAAAAUAAAUUGAUUGUGUAAAUAAGUUAUACGAAAUGUGCUGCACACCCGUUAAAUCAAUGUUUAGUUGAGCACGAUUGCUUAUUAGUUUAGAUUAAUGAAGAAUUCCGUAGGGAAUCGCGUGACGCCCUUAACUCCCGGUUUCAGUUGCAACUGAAAAUAAAUAACACCGUUACAUUCAGUAUCAAAA